CGACCCCACAGCCUUACGGGAUACGCGAGCGGUUCCAUCAUCCCGAUGUAUACCAACCCCUGUAUCCGACCCGCAUUGCUACCCCGCGCACUGUUGUUCCCCACAUGGCCAGAAUGGGAACACUGACUACGCGAGGCCUAACGCAGAAGACUGCAUCCUAUCACACUACGCAACGUUUUGCUUCGGCAGCGCCAGCUAUAAUAUUUGGAAAUUCGGACAUUUUUUCUUCAGGUUUUCGCCUCGGCAAACUCAGAAUUAUCUUACACUAUGGCGCACAUCUUCAGCCUUGCUCAACCACCCCCUCCUCACUACCACGAAGGCAACCGGUCCGGCGACCAAGUCAAGUUUCCUGAUACUGGCUUCUUCCAAGGCUUCAAUAAGCCUUCGCGCCUCGAAGCCGACAUCUUUGAGCUUGAGACGACGGGCACGAUUCCAAAAGAUAUCAAUGGUACCUUCUACCGCGUACAGCCAGACCACUGCUUCCCACCGCUCUUCGAAGAGGACAUACACUUCAAUGGAGAUGGUUCCGUAUCGUCGUUCCGCUUCGAGAAUGGCCAUGUAGACUUCAAGCAGCGAUAUGUGCAAACCGACCGAUUCAAAGCAGAGAGGAAGGCUCGAAGAGCCCUGCUGGGCAAGUACAGGAAUCCGUAUACCGACAAUGAGAUGGUCAAGGGCAUCAUCCGAACUGCAUCAAACACCAACGUCGUUUUCUGGAGAGGAGUACUCCUAGCCAUGAAAGAAGACGGCCCGCCAUUUGCUAUGGACCCAAUAACCAUGGAGACAAUCGGACGGUACGACUUCGACGGCCAAGUCAAAUCUCCCACUUUCACAGCGCAUCCGAAGUUCGACCCAGAUACGGGCGAGAUGGUGUGUUAUGGCUACGAAGCUGGAGGUGAUGGGCAUGACGCCAGCUGCGACAUCGUCGUCUACACCAUCGAUAGAGACGGCAAGAAGACUGAAGAGUGCUGGUACAAAGGGCCCUUCUGCGGCAUGAUACACGACUGUGCUAUCACGAAGAACUAUCUCAUCCUGCCCUUGACACCCAUCAAAGUGAACGCCGAUCGGCUAAAGAAAGGAGGAAACCACUUCGCCUGGGACCCGAAUGAGGACCAGUGGUACGGCAUCGUGCCUCGCCGCAACGGCAAGCCCGAAGAUAUCGUCUGGCUGCGCGCCGACAACGGCUUCCACGGCCACAUAGCCGGCAGCUACGAAGACGAAAACGGCCACAUCGUCGUCGACCUUACCGUCGCCUCGGACAACGUAUUCUUCUUCUUCCCGCCAGACACACCAACCCCCACACCCACCACGCUCCUCCAGCGCAACAAGCUCGUCUCCGACACCUACCGCUGGGUCUUCGACCCGAAGACGCCGACGCACACCAAAGUCAAGCCCGCGCGCAUCUUCGGCAUCAACGGCGAGUUCUCGCGCAUCGACGACCGCGUACUGACCAAGAAGUACAACCACUUCUGGCAGUGCAACAUCGACCCCAGUAAGCCGUACGACUUUGCCAAGUGCGGACCGCCUGCGGGCGGCCUAUUCAAUGUCCUGGGCCACUACGAGUGGGACACGGGGAGUAAAGACACGUGGUGGGCAGGGCCGACGUGCACAUUCCAAGAGCCUGUGUUCGUGCCCAAGGCAGGGUCAACCGUCGAGGGUGAAGGGUAUCUCAUGGCGCUGUUGAACCACCUCGACGUUCUUCGAAACGACAUCCUGAUCUUCGAUGCGCAGAAUUUGAGCCAGGGGCCGCUGGCGGCGAUUCAUCUACCUGUCAAGCUGAGGCUGGGGCUGCAUGGGAAUUUCAUUGAGCAGAAGGAUUUGGAGGAGUGGGCGGAGAGGAGGAAGGAGGGCGGGAGUUUGGGGCCUGCGAAGGCGGCGACGGAACCGUUACCGUGGCAGAAGAAGAUGAUGGAGGAGGGGGCAAUCAAUGGGGCGAAUGAAUUGAAUGGGGUUAAUGGACAUUGAAGGACUUUUGAUUCUCUCAACUAGGCUACAUCCAGUCGA
Molecule: messenger RNA, 2001 nt
Organism: Trematosphaeria pertusa
Lineage: Eukaryota; Fungi; Ascomycota; Dothideomycetes; Pleosporales; Trematosphaeriaceae
Product: 9-cis-epoxycarotenoid dioxygenase-like protein
Exons: 2
Coding region: 268-1962 (564 amino acids)
Biological process (GO): carotene catabolic process
Molecular function (GO): carotenoid dioxygenase activity
Source: RefSeq, a predicted model, not a curated record